Pyrenophora tritici-repentis Pt-1C-BFP is the source of this 549-nucleotide messenger RNA. Lineage: Eukaryota; Fungi; Ascomycota; Dothideomycetes; Pleosporales; Pleosporaceae. The record is from RefSeq and is a predicted model, not a curated record.
AUGGAGUAUUCGCUGGUACAUCCAGAGCCAAUCUCCCGAAUUUCCACUCCUACAAAAGAUGCCAAGCAUCAGCCUCGUCCAUCAAGAUCAGCAAGGACUUCGUUACGAGCCUGGAAGUGGGAGCUUGCCACAUGGCUGCUAGGAACGACUGCGCUCUGUGCCAUCGUGACGCUACUCAUUUUGUACAGAGAUAAGCCGCUCAAGGAAUGGACCGCCAACUUCCGCUUGGCCACCGCCAUCGCCGCUCUUUCUCAGGUCGCACAGUCCGCCUUGCUUGUCUCGGUAUCAUCCUGCAUCGGUCAAUUGAAAUGGUCGUAUUUGCGCAAGGAGCGUUCGACUCUGGACAUCAGUAGGUUCGAACAGGCUUCUCGCGGGCCCCAGGGGAGUCUCAUGUUGCUUUUAAGCAUUCAUCCGUAUGUUCACCUCCGUGUACCUGCAGCUGCAUUCACAACAAGCUCACGAUGUAAGACAUCUAGUGUCGGUUGGGGCAAUCGCGACUAUCUUGCUGCUUGGCUUUUCGCCAUUUGCACAGCAGUCGGCGACAAUUAG